Molecule: messenger RNA, 4428 nt
Organism: Symbiodinium sp. CCMP2592
Lineage: Eukaryota; Dinophyceae; Suessiales; Symbiodiniaceae
Source: the annotation of a GenBank genome assembly
AUGGCGCUAUCGGAACCCAACCCCUUCUUGGAUCUCUCAGAGGAAGCCGCUGAACAGGCCAGCCCGAUGCGGGCCUUGUUGGAAGGCUCGGGCAUCCCGGAGUCUCUUUGGAAAGAUGAAUUCUUAGAUGGCCUCACGUACCCAUCUCAGCCAUCCGAUCUGUUGGUAAAGGCCAGGAUUCGCCUCUUGUGGCGGAAAUGCCAAAAGUCGGGGGCACCCUUGCAACAUGAUCCUCCCAAGCCCAAUCCCGUGGGGAGCACAGGUGCGCUUGCCGAUCAGGCCUCAUGGUCUGAGGCAUUCCCGAAGCGUCUCAGUGGCGAGGCAGUCCGCCAAAUGAUAAAGGCUUUCAGUGAGAAGUACCCUUCGGAACCAUUAAGCCCCGAGAUAAUGCCAUCACCACGACUUCUGUCAUUGGUUCAUCAGCAAUUGCAGGAUCGCCGUUGGCGAUGGAUACCGUGGAAGUUGCGGUUGUCAGAAGAACAAUAUGACUCUAAGUCUCUUGAGCGUUCCCUUAAGGCCCCACGGCUUGAAAAUCUGUUGUGGGAAGAGAUACCCAGCAGAGAGUUGCCCACACAGGGCAUGGCUAAGAGUGUUAUGGCAGAACUGCUUCAUUUGCAGGCAGUGGCGAUUGCGCUAGCAGACGGCGCCCAUCUCUACACCCUGCGGGAGAUGAACCGUAAAUUUCUUGUCAAGUGUUUCGAUCAUUUGCCUCGGGAUGGGGGGUUGCGAGUUCCAAACAGAUUGGAGGCCGAGAACGCAGAGAAACAGCUUUGGCAACAGAUCGCGGUCUUGUUCAAUGAAGAGAACUGGACGAUGGAUCAGGCAAUACGCGAGGUUGUCGUGGCUCGCAACGAGCUUCACGUUCUGCUCAUGCCGAGGGCCGUCGCACCAAAAAUUCCAUGGCAACCGUGGACGCCGCAUCGCAUCAAAGGCGAUGGCAAGCAGGGGAACCUCGGCAAGGGUGGCAAAGGGGAUAAGGGCAAUAAGGGCGGUUCUAAGGAUGGCAAAGGUUCUCAGCGUCAUACCUUGAUGAUCAAUGGCCUGCGAGUGGGUACCUCAUGGAUGCAAGGCAAGAACAAACGCCUUCUGUGUUCCGGGUUUCAGCAGGGCAAGUGUACUCGCGAGCAGUGCAAGUUUGAACAUGUGUGUGGGGCGGGGUGCAUGUCUCAGCCCCUGGUGUCGCCCCAAUCGGGCGUUGUUCUUGCGGACGAAGACAUGUCGGUCUUACAUGCGGCUGAGGCAUGUGAACCCAUGCACACUGGCCACACUGUUUGCUUUGAGCCACAAUCUGAUGCUGAGGAGUCCAAUUUUGUUUUCUCUGGUUUUCCACAAUGUGCUUCGUCAGGUAGUGCCCUGACCACGUUUUCUGAAGUCCCACCGGGGCACGCAGCAGUGGAUGCUCCGAGCCCUGUGUUGAAUGCCACAUGUGCCGCCGUGGCAGACCCGUCGUCGGCCGUUUCAGCUGCAUGUGACACAAUCUUGAGCAUUUUGCAAUCUGUGGAUUGGCCGCCGUGCCAUACAGCAAGGGCUGUCUUGCAACCGCGUGACAAUGAUGACACCGGUUACUGGAAUUUUGGGGUUAGGCCCUCAGAACCCACUGUCCUUACUUCCAUCACCCAAGAUAAACCCAACAUAGUUCGCCGUUUGAAUGCCUUGUUUAAGGUUCUUUGGCCGGAUCAUUUUUGGAAUGCGAUUUGUAUAAAUCUCAACCGUGUAGCUAGCCUUCACCAGGACUUAGCAAACAGUGAGGGCUCCAUGAAUUUGAACGUCUCCGUUGGGGACUUUCAGGGGGGUGCUUUGUGGCUGGAAUCAGCAACAGGCACUUUGUGGCGCCAGCCACCAGGUAGCCAGCACUGGGUGAAGGGCGAAGAAGUUCAGACUUUUCGUAAUCCCGUUGCUUUUCCAGCGUGUGCCUGGCAUGAAACCAUGCCAUUCGUGGGUACUAGAUGGUCCAUCACUUGCUACACGUUGCCCCAUGUGCCAGCGGGUACAUUAGCCAAUCUUGGUUUUCCGGAGGUAUCUCCGGAGCAACUUCCUCGUGUAUCGCAGUCACAGGAGUCAGCUGCCGCAUCCGCGGUUCAUGCCAAUGAGCCAAUCUCAGCCCUGCCACCGGUGGUGGCCACACAGCGGCACCCUCUUUUCUUCUUGGAUCUUUUCGCCGGUGCAGGUGCACCACUCUGUCAGGAGGCCGCACGUCGGGGUUGGGCGUGUAUUCCCAUAGAUAUUCUACAUAACAAGGCAUCAGACUUACGUGAUGAUCGCAUCUUCGAUGGCCUCUUGAAGCUUUCCCACUCAGGUGCAGUAGCGUUUGCAAACGCAUCCCCUCCUUGCUGCGAAUACAGCAUUGUGAAGCAGUUUGAUGGCGGACCGCCACCCUGCCGAUCAUGGGAAUGCUUGGCAGGCUUUCCCUCCAACAAUGAAGCAGCCCAGGAGCGUGUUCGAUCCAGCCACCUUCUGUUAUCUCGGGCAGUCAUGCUCUUGCACGCUGUAUAUCAGAGUGGCAAUCACGUAAGCUUAGAACAACCCCGUAACUCUAUGGCUUGGGCUGAGCCCGUGACUCAGGCUUUCCUUCUGGAAAUUGCGGCGGAUGUGAUUCAGGUUGCAGCCUGCAGUUACGGUUCGAGCUAUGCAAAGUACUGGGCCUUCGCCACAAGUUGGCGACCUUUGCAGCAAUUGCAAAGUACUUGCCAGCACGAUGCGGGUCAUCAUGAUGCGUUUCACGGUAAACGUGACGCCGCAGGCCAGUUCGUGUCUCGGCAUACGGCGGUGUUCCCUCCCAUGCUGUGCAAUGCGUUCAUGGAGGCCAUUAGCCCGUUAUUCCCAGAGAACUCACAUGCUACUGACUUCACGUCCUUGGAUCAGGCACUUUCUGCAUUGCCAAUUCGCCCCUUGAACGAUUUCCCGACUGGCCAGCAGGAUGGUGGCGGCAUUUACAGCCAGCCCGACUGGACUUCUCCUCCGGCGGGGUCGAAGGAUACUUUCCGCCAGUUGCGUCAAGAUAUGUGGGGGUUUUUCAAAGAGCAUAAACUUUUUGAUCGCCUUCGCAGACAUGUCAGCCAGUCAUCGCAAGAGCCUCUCAUUCAGCAGCAUGAGCUCCCUGCAUUGCGAUCGAUUUGGGAAGAUUGGUUUAGAGCCCAGGGCUUCACGGAUUCAGUUUCAUGGGAGGUCGCGCCCGACCAGCCUUACUGUCUUCAGGCACUUGAGCUUCUGAGCAAGGCUCUUGACGACCGUGAUGUGGAGCUUUGGAAGGACUUGCAGGCUGGGGUGCCAACGGGUGUUGAUGGUGACAUUUCUAUGAGCAACUGUUUCUUGCCUACCCCAGCGCAUUUCGAUCCAGAAGAUUUUGAUGUGGCCAAACUUUUGCAAAGCCUGAUGCAAGUGCUCCGGUCCGACCCUUGCACCAAGCGGGAUUUGCAGGCUCUCAUCGGUCUCCUUCACUGGAUACUACAGAUGUCGCCAGAGUUGCUACCGUGGCUGUGCUGCUUGUACCACGACAUGUCUCGUCCCUUGGGCACAAAUUUUUCUUUGCAUGCAGGCGCCUGGCAACAGCUAGCAGAUACCUUGACGGAUGACUUGCAUUUCCGCAAAUCGCCACCAGGGUCGACCAUUCCCCCGGGCAGCAAGUUGUUGAGUGCUCGACAUGUGGAAAUCAAGUGCAAAGCAGACUUGCGCUUGGUGCGGGCCACAGGCAAACGUGUCUGGAUUCGUGUGGCGGAUGCAUCAUCUAGCAAGCGUCGAAUCAGCACGGUGAGCAGACAGUUCAUCAUGUUCUGGGUGCACUUUUGCAUGCGGCCUCAGAUGCCCCGCUGCUUGUCUUUGCCGCCUUUGGACUUUCAAUAUUCUUUAGCUGCUGACGCUUGUGCUAAGGGCAACGACAUUGGGAUUGGUGGAUGGGUUGAAUUGCCGAAUCAGCCCAUUGUUUGGUUUUCCGAAUGGUUUACGGUCCAAGAUUUCCGUGCGCUGGGAUUGCCCAUGAAAGAUGAUGCUAAUUUGGACAUUACAGCGUCUGAGACGCUGGCACAACUGGCUCUCCUGAUCGCUUUCAUUUCCAUCACUCCUACUGGGCGACUUCGGGUAUGCAUCCCAUCUUGGUCGGAUAAUUCGGGGACCGAGUCCUUGACGAACAAGCUGUUCACAGUACAUACACCGCUGUGUUUCUUUGCUCAGAAACUGGCUACGCGGAGUUGGCAGUCUGGAAUCUCUCUCGAUUGUACACACAUCGCGGGAUGUCACAAUGAUAGAGCUGAUUUCUUGAGCAGGUGGAAAGGCGACUUGCAGGAACUUCCUUCUCGGUUCAUCUCGGAUCACCGGGUUCGUUGCCCACUCACAGUCUUGUGGGAGGGCGAGCGAGAUGUUCGCAUUUUCCCGCCAGAUGCUAACUUGCUUUGGCAACCGCCUGUCUCGUCCUUCAAUGCACACAGCGUGUGA